AUGAGCGCACCUGCAACCAGCCACCGCUGGGCAUCAAUUCACCCCAAGAAAGACCCUAUGAUCCCUGCGGUGCCCAUCGGCACCCAGAUCGUCUUCUACGAGGACAGGAAUUUCCAGGGUCGCUCUUAUGAGUGCAACUCUGAUUCCUCUGACUUGUCUUCAUACUUUAAUCAUUGUAACUCCAUCCGAGUGGAGAAUGGAAACUGGAUCCUGUAUGAACAUCCCAACUACAGAGGACACCAGUACUUUUUGAGGAAAGGAGAAUAUCCUGACUUCCAGCAAUGGUUGGGAUACAAUGACUCUAUCAGGUCCUGCCGACUCACCCCACAGCACCGUGGACCCUUCAGGUUAAAUGUUUAUGAAAGAGAAGACUUUAAAGGACAGAUGAUGGAGUUCACUGAAGAUUGUCCUCACGUUUUUGAGCAAUUCCGCUACAAUGACAUCAACUCCUGCCAUGUACAUGAUGGAUACUGGAUGUUCUAUGAAGAGCCCAACUACAGAGGACGUCAAUAUUACCUGAGACCUGGGGAGUACAGGAAAUACAGUGACUGGGGAGCUUCUAACUCAAGAAUUGGUUCUUUUAGACGUGUCCAGCAUCAGUAUUGA
This is a messenger RNA of Nanorana parkeri, 606 nucleotides long. Its product is annotated as gamma-crystallin 1-like. The record is from RefSeq and is a predicted model, not a curated record. NCBI's taxonomy places the organism in Eukaryota, Metazoa, Chordata, Amphibia, Anura, Dicroglossidae. The transcript is spliced from 3 exons. Gene Ontology annotation, molecular function: structural constituent of eye lens. Gene Ontology annotation, biological process: visual perception; lens development in camera-type eye. The coding region runs from base 1 to 606 and encodes 201 amino acids.